AUGGAGGCCACAGUCUUUGCAUAUGUGUUGUGUAUUGCACAGUACAUCGCUGCUUCGAGUGCUGCCGCAGUGGUGUCAGUACCUCCCAGUGAGUCAUGGGACGGAAAUGACGGCCCUUGGUCAUCGUUUGGAGUCCAGAUUGGAACACCACCACAGUUCAUUCGGGUCCUUCCAUCAUCCUCGGGUUCCAGCCUUUGGGUCAUUGCACCAGAGGGCUGCAACACACAGACCGAUCCAAGCAACUGCGAUGAUCUGCGUGGAGGGAUAUUCGACAAGUCUAGUUCGACAACGUGGACAGAGAAAGGUAUAUAUGGAUUAGACCUCUCCACAGAGAUAGCCUGGGGUUAUUCAGGCAACGGAGACUUUGGUUUUGAUAAUAUCAGCCUGGCCGACCCCGGAAGUGGAGGUGCUACACUCAAUGACAGCGUCUUAGCAGCAAUCGCAAGCAAAGACUUCUUCAUCGGGUCACUAGGACUCAAUCCGUGGGGGGUGAACUUUACAGACUACAAUGAGCCUGUUCCAGGCAUCAUCAACAUGCUUCUUGACCAGAAACAUAUAGCUGGACGAUCAUGGGGCUAUACAGCUGGUGCCCGCUAUUCUCCCACACAAACGUUUGGAAGUUUGACGUUCGGUGGGUAUGAUUCAUCACGAUUCAUUCCGAACGAUUUGACAAUAACCCGUGACGAGGACACGAGUCACGACCUACUGAUAGGUGUGCAAACGAUCACUUCAGGGACAGACAGCCUGCUACUCGAUGGCUUCAUGGCCUUGAUCGACUCUACUGUAGGCCAACUCUGGCUUCCUACUGCAGUUUGCGAGCGUUUUGAAGAAGUCUUCGGAAUAACUUGGGAUGAGAGCCUGAAUCUCUACCUUGUGAACUCCACACUACAUGACCAACUCCAAGCUCAGAAUCCAAACAUUACUUUCACGAUUGGCAGCACACCGACGAGCCAACCGAUAGUCAACAUUGUACUGCCUUACGCUGCCUUUGAUCUUACGGCAUCCUGGCCUUUAACACCUAACGGCUCAACAAGGUACUUUCCGAUACGGCGAGCUGCAAAUGCCACGCAGUACGUUUUAGGAAGACCAUUCCUGCAAGAAGCAUAUGUUAUCGUGGACUACGACCGCAACAACUUCUCCGUUUCACAGGCUAUAUAUCCUGAUAACGACGUGCCACAGAUGUUGGUGACAAUAUAUCCCCCGAAUGAGGGCCAUGCAAAAAGAUCCUUGGGAAAAGGUGCUAUUGCUGGCAUUGUCCUGGCCUGUGUCUGUCUCCUCGCCGCUGCCGGCCUCGCCACAGUUAAACUCACUCAAUGGUGGAAGAGAACUCCUUCACAGAUGCAGAAUUUGGAUAUCGCAGAGCAGAUGAUGACUAGUCACACUCAGGGCUUUUACAAACCCGAGCUUGAAGCUAACUCUCAUGCCGUCGGAGAUCUGAGCGCCUACGAUAAACAGAGAUUAGCUGGUUCUGAGACAGGUAUGGCUGAGAUCGACGGGCGCAGCGCUGCAGAGGACCGUCAACAUGUGCAAACCACCCCGGCAGACUUCCGUGCCGUGCAAACACCUCUCCUCUGGCCACGCACCUAUUCCGAUUUGGGAACAAACGGCAGUGCAGAGGUUGCUGGCACGAACCGAGUAGUGGCUGAGACAGAAGGGAAUGUCUCACGAGCUGAGCUGGAGGGCGCGGAUGUGCACAACACUAGGAAUCCAAGGCACGAAUUGCCGUAACAAAUGGAUGAUCUUCAACACCCUCAUGUGAUUCACAACCAUGCCCCAGCAGCCAUUCAUCCUCGAGAGUUUUACCAUCCUAUUAACCACCAGUCUCAUGUAAGUAAAUACCAUUCCAAGAUUUACAAACCUCCCG
Messenger RNA from Exophiala viscosa, 1864 nucleotides. RefSeq names its product aspartic peptidase domain-containing protein. Gene Ontology annotation, cellular component: fungal-type vacuole. The coding region runs from base 1 to 1728 and encodes 575 amino acids. The record is from RefSeq and is a predicted model, not a curated record. Gene Ontology annotation, molecular function: aspartic-type endopeptidase activity. Lineage: Eukaryota; Fungi; Ascomycota; Eurotiomycetes; Chaetothyriales; Herpotrichiellaceae. The transcript is spliced from 2 exons. Gene Ontology annotation, biological process: proteolysis.